Molecule: messenger RNA, 2934 nt
Organism: Tigriopus californicus
Lineage: Eukaryota; Metazoa; Arthropoda; Copepoda; Harpacticoida; Harpacticidae
Exons: 2
Coding region: 1790-2773 (327 amino acids)
Biological process (GO): DNA integration
Molecular function (GO): nucleic acid binding
Source: RefSeq, a predicted model, not a curated record
AGACAACAUGUCAUUCUUCGGUUCUUACCCAUUUCGUGUAUUUGAACUACACACAUGAUUUGUUCGUCCAUUCCACGCCCUUCGCCGUGGUUACAAUUCACUCCCUUGGUUUUCCAUUUAAAAUGUGGGCAAUACCUGAUACUGGAGCAACACAAACAAUCAUCUCCCUGGAUUUUGUUCGAAUCUAUAAGAUACGGAUACAUCUAUCAAGCUGGUACAAACCCAAGAAGACCACGUGUCGAUGGCGGAUAAAGUUACCAACGAGUUCCAGGACGUCUUCAAUUGCGAGCAAGGACUUCGUCCAAUGAAUUGCCCUCCAAUGAUAAUACAUCUGCGCGAGGAUAUUGAGAUCACUCCUACAAAAGUUCUUACUAGUCGACCAAUUCCUUAUGCUAUACGGGGACAAUCCAAAGACGAAGUGCAAAAUUUGUUUCGCUCUGGUAUCAAAGAGCCACUCCUGGAACCAACAGAAUGGACCAGCCCUGCAAUGUUUUUGCCAAAAACUGACGGAUCGGUUCGAAUGGUUACAGAUUACACGAAUCUUAACCAAUUUGUUCGUCGACCCGUUCACCCAUUCCCCACGCCAUCUGAUAUAUCUCAUUCUAUUCCGCCUGAAUCAAAAUUUUUCAUCGUUCGCGAUGCGAAAAAGGGAUAUUGGCAAGUGGAGCUUCACCCUAAAAGCCGCCAUCUCACGGCUUUCAUAGCUCCCUGUGGGAGAUUUCAAUAUUGCCGGGCUCCAAUGGGCCUUAACGCAUCCGGAGACGAGUUCUGCUUUCAAGGGGAUCAGGCACUAGGGAAUAUUCCCGGAGUACAAAAAAAUCGUCAACGACAUUCUCAUAUUUGCUCCUAACAUACCAAUUCUACAAACCCGUCUUACUCAAGUACUCGAGAAAUGUCGUCUCCACGGCAUUACUUUGUUCAAGUCUAAAAUCCAAGUCGGCAAAAUGGUUCGAUUUGCAGAAUUCAUCAUUAGUGAUGCAGGGAUAUCUCCCAAUCCUGCAAAGACGUCUGCAAUCGCAAAGUUCCCAUCACCUCAAAAUAUUACAGAUUUCUGCCCAACCUGAGUCACAUGCUUGAACCAUUGCGAGGACUUUUACGCUCCAAGGUCGUAUUUCGAUGGUUGCCGGAACAUGAGCAGGCUUUUCAAAAGGCCAAAAUAAUUCUAUCCAACCCGGAGGGCCCAAUUUUGGCACAUUUUGAUUCGGCUCAACCAACCAAAUUGUUGACCGACGCCUCCCGACUUAAAGGAUACGGAUAUGCUCUCGUACAAGAACACACUGACGGUCAUUAUCAACUAAUUCAAUGCGGAUCACGCUUUCUCACCGAAACCGAAACAAGAUACGCUGUGGUGGAACUGGAAGCCCUUGCUAUCCAAUGGUCAAUUUCCAAAUGUCAUCUCUAUUUACACGGCAUACAAAAUCGAAGUCAUUACUGACCACAAGCCCCUCUUGGGCAUCUUCAAUGGCAAAAAUGUUAACGCCAUCAAAAAUCCUCGAUUGCAAAGAAUACUCUCAAAACUUUCAUACUACACUUUCAACGUUACUUGGGCGAGUGGAAACACACACUUACAGUAAUUGCGGACGCACUCUCUCGCGCUCCACUCUCCAACGAAUCAGGGGAAGAAAUUGAUAUUCUUCAAUGUUCCCUUUCAUCAGUGGGUGCUUCACGUGACGUAUCUUUCCAAGAACUCACCAUAGCCACCCAAAAAGAUCCAGAAUAUCAAGCUAUCAUUGACGUGUUCAAUUCGAAAUCCAAAAUUGACACCUUGCCUCCAGAACACCCUGCAAAAAUGUUCUCAAACAUAUGGAACGAAGUAUCAUUCGAUGACCAGCAUCGGAUUCUGCUCUUCCACAACAGAGUCAUUGUUCCCCGCCACAUUCGCCGUUCUCUACUCGACAAACUUCAUCUGUCCCAUUCUGGGAUAACGAAAACUCGCUCAUUAGCCAGGGCAUUGUAUUAUUGGCCAUCACUGAAUCGAGAAAUCAACAACAUUAUAUCAUCCUGCGAACAAUGUACACGUCUUCCGCCAUCACAACAUUUUACCCCUCCGCAAAAAUCCAUCUCUCAACAUCCAUUUCAAGAUGUCUCAGUGGAUCUAUUCGAGGAGAAGGGACAUUAUUAUUUGGUUCUUGUGGAUCGAUAUAGUGGUUGGCCAUGCAUUUCAAAACUCAACAAAUUAGACACCAAUACCAUUACUAACAUUCUCUCUAAUUGGUUAAUUGAUUGGGGCAUUCCAUGCUCCAUCAAAACUGACAAUGGGCCUCAGUUUCGCUCAUCUUUUGACGAGUUUUGUCAGGAGAUGAAGAUAGAACAUCAAACUUCGUCGCCAAACAACCCACAAUCUAACGGACACGCUGAAGCAGGGGUUAAAGCAAUGAAAUAUCUCGUUGCUAAAUCUUCCAACUGGCAAUCAUUACUCACGGCAUUAUGUGAGUGGAGAAACACACCUCAAUCGUCUGGAUAUUCUCCUGCACAAAGACUUCUUGGGGGAAGACAAAGAACUUUGAUCCUAGCUCACCCAUCCUCUUACUUUUGUCUCCCUUCAGAUCAUUAUGAAAGAUUUGAAAAGCAAAAAUCAACUUUGAAUGCAAAAUCUGCAAUGUAUUUUAAUCGUUUGGCAAAGCCCCUCUCCAAAUUAGAUCCUGGAGAUUUGGUCCAUGUCCAACAUCCUCUAACCAAAAAAACGACUGAGACCGGUCCCGUAAGCACUCGGUGCUCACGUGGUCAAUCGUACGAAGUGAAUAUCAAUGGCUCCAAGAGAAUUCGAAAAUGACGAUUGUUGAGGUUCGUUCCGGAGUUCUGCAAAACCCCAGAGGGGGAGAUGUGAUGAUCUUCACUGAUCGAUGAAUUACUGGUCAAACUACUUUUUAUUUGUUGCUAUGUUGUUCACGUUCCCUUGAAUAGAGAAGUUUUGUUCUGAAUGAAACACAAAUA